Molecule: messenger RNA, 675 nt
Organism: Alternaria atra
Lineage: Eukaryota; Fungi; Ascomycota; Dothideomycetes; Pleosporales; Pleosporaceae
Exons: 2
Coding region: 1-675 (224 amino acids)
Biological process (GO): glycoprotein metabolic process
Molecular function (GO): beta-N-acetylglucosaminidase activity; acyltransferase activity, transferring groups other than amino-acyl groups
Source: RefSeq, a predicted model, not a curated record
AUGGCGACAAAAGCACCCUUUGUUCGGGUGUAUGACCCAACAACCGACUAUGAGAACGGUCUCCACGUGUUCCUGACAACCAUAGACCCAGGUCUUGACUGGGAGCCAGCGCGAACCGUAGGCGCACAUCUCUGGUACAAAGUCUACGCCGAUACAACUCCAGAGACAUGUUACGUACUAGAUGAUGGCAACGGGCGCGUGGUGGGUUACUGCAUUGGCGCGGCGGAUACAACGUCUUUCGCGCAGCGCUGGCGCGACGUGUUCACUCCGACCAUAGAUGCAAAGCUUGUACCACAUGCGAACAUCCAGACCGGGGAUCCACAGAUGGAAAGACCGGAUAUCAAGCACUUCCGAAAGGCCGUGUAUGAGGCGGACUGCAGUAUGCUGCAACCUUGGCCGCAGAUGUUGGAGCAAUAUCCGGCGCAUUUGCACAUCGACAUCUUGCCUGAGUACCAGAGGAAGGGUUGGGGGAAAGUGCUUAUACAUAACUUCUUGGGAACUGUUAAGAGUAUGGGUGCAACUGGGGCGCAUCUUGAUAUGGUGCAGUCGAAUACAAGCGCAAGAGCUUUUUACGAAAAGAUUGGAUUCCAGAUCUGCCCUCAAGUGCUGGAUGAUGGGGCUAGUGGUCAUACUGGUGUUAAUGGUAUUGUGGCUACACUAGUGAUGAGUUUCUGA